Molecule: messenger RNA, 687 nt
Organism: Chaetomium globosum CBS 148.51
Lineage: Eukaryota; Fungi; Ascomycota; Sordariomycetes; Sordariales; Chaetomiaceae
Exons: 1
Coding region: 1-687 (228 amino acids)
Biological process (GO): L-aspartate catabolic process; biosynthetic process
Cellular component (GO): mitochondrion
Molecular function (GO): L-aspartate:2-oxoglutarate transaminase activity; pyridoxal phosphate binding
Source: RefSeq, a predicted model, not a curated record
AUGGCAGCGCGUUCUUGUUCCACGCCUGCGCGCACAACCCCACCGGCGUCGACCCCACCCAGGAGCAGUGGACGCAGAUCGAGGCGGCCGUCAAGGCCAAGGGCCACUUUGCCUUCUUCGACAUGGCCUACCAGGGCUUUGCCAGUGGCGACAUCCACAAGGACGCCUUUGCUGUGCGCCACUUCGUCGAGAAAGGGCCACAACAUCUGCUUGUCCCAGUCGUUCGCCAAGAACAUGGGCCUGUACGGCGAGCGCAUCGGCGCCUUCUCCAUGGUGUGCGCCGACGCCGAGGAGCGCAAGCGCGUCGACUCGCAGAUCAAGAUCCUGGUGCGCCCCCUGUACUCGAACCCGCCCAUUCACGGCGCCCGCAUCGCCGCCGAGAUCCUCACCACCCCGGCCCUGUACGACCAGUGGCUCGUCGAGGUCAAGGCCAUGGCCGACCGCAUCAUCACCAUGCGCGCCCUGCUCAAGGAGAACCUCGAGCGCCUCGGCUCCAAGCACGACUGGAGCCACAUCACCAGCCAGAUCGGCAUGUUCGCCUACACGGGUCUGACCCCGGAGCAGAUGGACGCCCUGGCCAAGGAGCACAGCGUCUACGCCACCCGCGACGGCCGCAUCUCGGUCGCCGGCAUCACCAGCGACAACGUUGGCCGCCUCGCCGAGGCCAUCUUCAAGGUGAAGGGUUAA